AUGGCCUUCGCUGGAAAAUGGGAAACUGAGAGCCAGGAGGGAUAUGACGCUUUCUGCAAGCUUCUUAGUAUCCCCGAUGACGUGAUUGCAAAGGGCCGUGACUACAAGAUGGUCACAGAGAUCACCCAGGACGGCAACACCUUCUCCUGGACCCAGCUGUACCCCGCCAACGCCAAGGUCGCCAACACGUUCAGCGUCGACAAGGAGGCCGACAUGGAGACCAUCGGAGGAAAGAAAUUCAAGGCUACAGUGCACAUGGAUGGAGGCAAGCUGAGCGUGAACUUCCCCAACUACCACCACACCUCUGAGAUCGUCGGGGGCAAGCUCAUCGAGAUCUCCACAUCUGGCGCUGUAGUGUUUAAGAGAACCAGCAAGAAGAUCUAACUGACUGGUGACUGACCUAUGACCUCUUAAACAGUUACAACGGAGACCUCAGCUACUAAUGCGUU
Molecule: messenger RNA, 449 nt
Organism: Notothenia coriiceps (black rockcod)
Lineage: Eukaryota; Metazoa; Chordata; Actinopteri; Perciformes; Nototheniidae
Gene: fabp6
Product: fatty acid binding protein 6, ileal (gastrotropin)
Exons: 4
Coding region: 1-384 (127 amino acids)
Molecular function (GO): lipid binding
Source: RefSeq, a predicted model, not a curated record